CAAAACAUACUUAAUGUAUCUUGAAACCUCAAAAAAACCUCAGCUUCAGGAUAGAAUCAAAAACAUUUGACAACAAAAUAAGCGUCCUGUAACCAGCAGUAUACCUAAUUCAUGUAGGUAGACUGAAAUCCUUCCAUUUUUAUGGUUACGUAUAAAUUGAAUAUAAAGUUAGUGUGAAGUCCAGUACAGUGAUCCAACAUGCAAUCUACAGUUUUUCCAGAAUCCGAAAAAAUUAUUUAUGAAUAUGUUAAGUUUGAGAACGUACUUAUUAAUUAUGAUAUGUCGAAAGACUUCGAAGUGGAGUUCUCUUUAGACAAUGAGGUCAAAGGGUCAAGCAGAGAUUGGAUUGGUAUUUUUCAAGCUGGUUGGAAUUCUUAUGAAUCAUUUCUAGCCCAUGAAUCAGCUCUAGGCAUGCCAUGUGAUGAAUCUGGAAGAAGAAGAAAAGUAAAAUUUAAUUCAAAAUAUCUUCAAGAUGCCAAUGCUGGACUUCCUUACCAGUUUGUUUAUGUCAAUAAGUAUUUAGAAAUUUUGGGAGUCAGCCAGUACUUUCAGUUUACUGUGAACAACCCAAAUGGAUUCAAGCUUCCAAAUGAUACUGUAUGUGAAGGUUCAUUUAUGCCAAAUGUUGGAAGCUCACCACUUAAAGAUCAAAAUGUUAAGAACCAUGGGAAUGAUGAUCUUACAGUUGUCGAAGAUGACAUAAUGAGGGAUUCGUCUACCAGCCCUCCCCAUGGCCAUUUCCAUACCAAUUGUAAACUUUAUUCUAUUUCAAAGUGGAAAAAUUCUUGUACAUCAUGUUACCAAUGUAAAAGUAUUUUCCAGUUAAAAGAAUCACAUGAUGAUUUACUUGAAAAGAUUAAGCUUUAUCAAGAUCACAACUUUUCUUUACGAAACAGAGUAGAUCGACUUGAAAAAUUACUGGAUUGGCAAGAUAAUGAAAAGGAAUUGAAUACAUGCAUGUUUCAUUUAUCUGAAGUAGUGGAUAAUGCCAUAAGAUCUUCUGUCUACGGCCACAGAGAUAAUAAAGGAGUUACUCACAGUUAUUUUGAUUGGGAUUUGUCAAGCAAAGAACUUUUACUCAAAGCCAUAAUUGGACAACAAGAAGUUACUAUUAGAGAUUUAAAUAAAGUUAUUUGUGAGUUGGGCUACAUAGACAAACCAAGGUUGAGCUACUAUCCAUCAACUUCAUUACAAGAUAUUGUAAAAACAAUGAAAGCUGAAGAAAGAGUAGUUGCAGAAGUUUUUGAAAUCAAUAAUAAUACUUCUGAAGAGGAAUUGUGAAGACUGCAAGUUUCACCUUCAAAUUUUAAAAACUUACUACAUCGAGGAUUUUCCUUUUUAAAAAAUCAUCAAAGAUACAAGACAGAGUUCUGUAUAUUUAUAUAAUUAUUAUUUUUUACAAGUAAUUGUUAGAAUUUUAAUGUUGUAUGUAAUAGAAUAAUAAAUGUCGUUAUUUAUUUAA
This is a messenger RNA of Nezara viridula (southern green stink bug), 1462 nucleotides long. The record is from the annotation of a GenBank genome assembly. Lineage: Eukaryota; Metazoa; Arthropoda; Insecta; Hemiptera; Pentatomidae.